Hevea brasiliensis (rubber tree) is the source of this 2658-nucleotide messenger RNA. RefSeq names its product glycerophosphodiester phosphodiesterase GDPDL6. The transcript has 10 exons. NCBI's taxonomy places the organism in Eukaryota, Viridiplantae, Streptophyta, Magnoliopsida, Malpighiales, Euphorbiaceae. Bases 195 to 2474 code for a protein of 759 amino acids. The record is from RefSeq and is a predicted model, not a curated record. Gene Ontology annotation, biological process: lipid metabolic process. Gene Ontology annotation, molecular function: glycerophosphodiester phosphodiesterase activity.
AAACGGUAAUUGCUGUCCCUGCUGCUAUUAAUGCGAUAAACUUGUGGGAGAAAUUAAACAGACGUUGCACAUUCAAUAUCCUCUCUCUUCCUUUUUCUUUUGGAUUUCAUUCCCUUGUGGGGUUUCAAUUCAAUAUUGAAACUCAACAGGGAAUGAUUUUUUUUUAUGCCUAAAACCUUCAGGAUUCAUUUGAUAUGAACAAAAUGUUCAGGUGUUUGAUUCUCAUGUCAUUGGUGUUGCAUGCAACUUCAGAAUCAAAAAAACUUCCAGCGGCCAACAAGAAAUGGCUAACUCUAAAUGGACAGCCGCCUUCUGUAAUUGCACGAGGUGGGUUUUCAGGGCUUGCCCCGGAAUCCUCUCUCAUGGCGCUUCAAUUCGCAAAGGACUUCGGCGCCCCAGGGUUGGUUUUUCUGUGCAAUUUACAAUUAACAAAAGAUGGCGUUGGAUUAUGCCAGGAAAAUGUCAACCUUGAAACUACAACAAAUAUAGAUAUCGUGAACCCAAAUGAAGCAAAAACCUACAAUGUAAAUGGGAAGGAUGUUAAGGGGUGGUUUUCUGUGGAUUUUACAAUUGAUGAUCUUAAAAAAAAUGUAACAGUGAUGCAAACUACAUUAGGUCGGCCAGAUUUUUUUGACGAUCGUUUUGGGUUGCUUACCAUUGAUGAGAUUUUCGGACUUGAAUUCGAAUCAUAUUGGAUAAAUGUUCAGAACGAUAUGCUCUACACCCAACACAAACUAAAUUUGGCAUCAUAUAUUCAGAAGGAAAGAUUAUUUCGAAAUGUGCAAUACAUCUCUUCUCCAGAGAUUGGUUUCUUGAAGACAAUGAAUGGAAAAGUGAACAAGGCAAAGACUAAGCUCAUCUUUGUUUUCCAUGAAAAAGAUGCAAUUGAACCCUCAACCAACCAAACUUAUGGUUCAAUAUUGGAAAAUCUUGCCACAGUCAAGGCAUUCGCAUCUGGGAUUGCCGUACCGAAAAAUUACAUUUGGCCUGUAAACAAAGCCAACUAUUUGGAGAGCUCCUCCACUACUCUUGUCCUUGAUGCUCAUAAACUGGGUCUACAAGUAUAUGCUACUGGCUUUGCAAAUGACUUGGCUACAGUAUUUAAUUAUACUUAUGAUCCUGUGUCCGAGUACUUGCAAUUUAUCAAUAAUCCCCAGUUUUCUGUUGAUGGAGUGAUUACAGAUUUCCCUCCCACAGCAGCAGAAACUAUUGUAUGCUUUGCCUCUUACAGUGAAUUAAACUAUACUAGUAAGGAUAAACCUUUGAUCAUAACUCACAAUGGAGCAAGUGGAGUUUAUUCUAACUGCACAGAUCUUGCUUAUCAACAAGCAUUAAAUGAUGGAGCUGAGAUUAUUGAUUGCUCAGUUCAAAUGACAAAGGAUGGGAUGGCAUUCUGUAUGGGCUCUGCAGAUCUUGCAGAAGAUACUACAGCACUGACUACCUUCAUAUCCCGAUCUGCCACUAUCCCAGAAAUUGGGCCGAAUGCCGGAAUCUAUUCUUUUGAACUCACAUGGAGUGAAAUUCAGACAUUGAAACCUAAUUUGGGGAGCCCAUUUGCAAACUCUGACAAAUAUCCAAGAAAUCCUGCAUACAAGAACGCAGGUAAAUUUCUGAAUCUGGCUGAGUUUCUGGAACUCGCCAAAGCCAAGGCAGCAUCUGGAAUUUUAAUCAACAUAGAGAAUGCUGCUUACCUAGCUUCAAAAAAGGGUCUUGAUAUAAUAGGUGCCAUUAGCACUGCCUUGAGCAAUGCCUCUUUUGACAAGCAGUCCACACAAAAAGUCCUAAUCCAAUCAGAUGACACGGCAGUGUUGUCCAAAUUUCAGAAUGUCCCCGCAUACACAAGAGUGUUUUCCAUCAAAAACGAUAUAAGUGAUGCACCCUUGAAAUCUGUAGAUGAAAUCAAGAAGUUUGCUGAUGCAGUUAAUGUGCCAAGAAGAUCCAUCUAUCCAUCACCCAAAGGCCUUGCUAGAGGUCCAACCAAAGUUGUAGACGAAUUGAAAAGAGCCAAUCUAAGUGUAUACGUCUCAGUCAUGAGGAAUGAAUUUUUCUCUCUUGCAUUUGAUUUCCUCUCUGAUCCUACUGUAGAAAUUGCUAGUUUUGCUGGAGGUUCUUCUUCUGACUACAACCUUGAUGGGAUCGUGACCGAGUACCCAGCAACUGCAACCAGAUAUUUCAGAAGUAAAUGUUCAGAUGCCAACUUCAAUACGUACAUAGUACCUAUGCUACCAUUUCUAAGUGAUGCCGCUCCUUCGAAUUUUCUAGGACCAGCAGCUGCCCCUAAUCCAGUCCUGGAUGUCGCAGAUGUUGUUGACCCACCACUACCACCACUAGCCAAAAUUACUGAGUCCAGUAGCAGUCCUGCUCCAACCAGUGAGCCAAAAUCUCCUUCAAGCGCUGCUCUACCAAAUGUAGCUGGUUUGGGCCCUUCUCUGCUAGCAACUUGGGUGUUAGGUCUGCUCUGCAUUGGAUAUUAGUCAGGGCAUGUAAGAAGCAUGGAUAAUAUGACUUGAAACUGAAAUAUUUAACCUUGUUACUUUCAUGUACUUGCCAUAGCAUCUUAUUCUAUUCCUUGAGAAUCUGUACUAACUAGUUAAGAGAUUGAUAUAAGAGUGGCCUAUUGAUAUCAGUUUUAAUGGAUGGUUAGAUAAAAAACACAGC